AUGGAAGCUCCUGAAGCCGAGUUUCUUUACAGAGGACACGAAGCAGACGUUCGAGCUGUAUCAUUCUUGCCUCAAGGCCGAGGAUUAUUGUCAGCAGAUGGCGCAGGAGUCUUGAUUGUAUGGACACUGGAUACUCGUAGAGCAAUACGGAAAUGGCAAGCACAUUCCAAUGUCAUCUAUGCAGCUGAUGCAAUACCUUCUGAUCCAUGGUGCAUCAUCAGUCAAGGACGCGAUAAUGUGUUGCGUGGUUGGAGUGGAAGCGAAAUCCUAGAUGAGGCUGUUGAGACACCAAAACCUGUCUUUGAAUUGGCAAUCAAUGCACUGAACUUUUGUCGAUUUUCGUGGUGUUUCAGCGAUGUUACCGACAAGGAGAAUCUGCUCCUGGCCUUUUCAAACUUCAACAAACCUGAACUUAUUGAUGUAUAUGACCUACGCCGUCGUACAUAUAUAUCAAGGGCUCUUGACCCACAAGCGAAAUCCGGAAUGUGUUUAUGUACGAAGCUCUUUCGACGGUCAUCUACUCCAGACAUCCUCAUAAUGGCAGCUGGAUACGAAGAUGGGUCUAUACUUAUUUGGGAUGUCAAGAUGAAAAGCAUAUUAGGCAGGAUCGAGGUUUCCAAGGAACCAGACGUUCAAGCUGACGGUCUUGAAGGUGUAGCUGCACCAGCAGCUACGGAGAUUGCCAGUUUCUCGACAGAGUUUGAUCAGGAAGGACACGUAAAAUGGAUGAAGACCGCCUCGCUUCCAGCUGCAGGAGUAUCAGAGAUCGCUAUCCGAGGCGAUGGUCGUAUACUAGCGACAGCAGGGUGGGAUUCCAAGAUUCGGAUCUUUGCUUUGAAGAAACUGAAACCAUUGGCGGUAUUGACAGCUCAUCGGGAUGGUGUUCAGUGUGUAGCUUUUGCGUGGAGGGCUACUGAUACGCAGCCAACAGAGGGAUUGUCGUCCAUGUUGGCAACAGGAUCAAAAGAUAAACGUGUAGCAUUGUAUAAAAUAUAUUAA
This is a messenger RNA of Synchytrium microbalum, 999 nucleotides long. RefSeq lists its product as uncharacterized. The transcript is spliced from 7 exons. Bases 1 to 999 code for a protein of 332 amino acids. Gene Ontology annotation, molecular function: protein binding. The record is from RefSeq and is a predicted model, not a curated record. Lineage: Eukaryota; Fungi; Chytridiomycota; Chytridiomycetes; Synchytriales; Synchytriaceae.